Messenger RNA from Neospora caninum, 2319 nucleotides. RefSeq lists its product as hypothetical. Gene Ontology annotation, biological process: snRNA import into nucleus. Lineage: Eukaryota; Apicomplexa; Conoidasida; Eucoccidiorida; Sarcocystidae. The transcript is spliced from 7 exons. Bases 1 to 2319 code for a protein of 772 amino acids. The record is from RefSeq and is a predicted model, not a curated record. Gene Ontology annotation, cellular component: nucleus; cytoplasm.
AUGACGGUCGAUUACGAGGCUCGGCGCGCCGACUUUAAAAAAAAGACGCCUCUGUUUUCGAGGCCGCGAACGGAGCAGGAGUGGCGAGAAGGCCUCCUGAGGGCUCAGCGCAGCUGCUGGCGCGUCGAGAAGCUGGAGGCUCUCCGGGCGCAGUCUCUGCGAGAGCUGUCUAGGCUGCAUGUCCCUCACGCGGUCGCCAACCCCAUUUUCGAUGCACCAGACGAGGACGAAGAAGAGGAAGUGCAAGACAAAGAAGCCGAGGCUAGGCGAGCUGCCGGGCUGCCUUCGCAGUUUGGAGAGAAAAGCGGGAAAAGGCGCGGGGGAAACGCGGCUGAGGGAGAGGCAAGUCGACACACUUCGCAGCGCGGCGAACGCAAUCAAUUGACCAGCCUGCAUUGCGGCGAGGAGGCGCCAGGCCAAGAGAUCGCCAUGGACGAAGACAGCAGACUGUCUUUGGGAACCUCGGCACCCUGCUCGAGUUCCGACUUCGUAGGCGAGGCGUACGGGGAGGCUGACACACGCAUGCAGCCUCGGGACGCUGCGCAUUCCAAGACACACAACAGUCGACGUCAGUGGCCCAAGAAACAACGCGAGCAGAGGUCCGUCUCCUCUUUUGCCUCCAUGCUCGCCAUCCCGAAGCCGAUCGUCAUUCCGGAACUCUUCAGGGAAAAGGCACAAGUCGGUCAGGAACCGCAAAACGCACACGCGUCAGGAAACACCGUGUCAUCUCAGGCCGUCGACCAAACGUUCCUCCCUGGAUUCUCUGCACCAGAGGACUGGUACGUUUACUUGCGUCCGGAGGGCCGUCGGUGUCUCCUCGUGAUGCACGACGGAAUGGGAGCGAUCGUGGACAAGCGCGGGAUCGUCCGCGGUCUGUUGAAUCCUCAGCCUUUCCACGAACGCUUUGAGGAGGCACAGCGGAAAGCCGUGGCUAGCUGGCAUGCGCACGCCGCGCCGCAGGCGCGAGAACGGCGAGAGGAAGUUUCUUCUGCAGGGCGCGAAGGAUCCGAAGAGCCGAACGGGGCGGCAAUGCACUCUGCAGACGAAGGCGGAAGAGAAGAAGACGUCGCGAUGGAGGCUUCGUGCAAGGACGUUGCGCGGAGACGGAGACCCAGAAGGGCGAAGCAGUGCAUGCGGGAAAGAAAUGCUCUGCAGUCGCAACCCAAGUGGGCUGCGUGUCCCCGGUGUCUCUCCAGCUGGAACACCUCGGGCUGGGGGAGUUGCGCGCGGGGCUUCACGGCUCUCGAGUGCGUGUGGACAAACAGUCACGACUUACGGUGGGCCGAAUGCCUCGAGUCUCCUGCCGCCUCUUUGGGUUGUGCGAAGGAGACAGUCGACGGCUGCCCGAGGUGUCUCAGAACCGAGGGCGAAGGCGAGAGCGUGCAGGAGCGGAAGGUCCGGGAGAUCUUCCUGGAGCGCGAACGCGAGGCGCGAAACAGAGGCGAGGCAAGCAGGUGCUCUUGUUGCUGUUUCUCGCUCAUCUUCGUCACCGAUGUGCUCUGGUGGAACGACUGCAUGCUCGGGAACGCAGAGACAACUUGCAGGCAGUUUCUGCUGCGAAGCAGGUUCGAGGAAAUGGAUGUAGGCGCCUCGCGGUGUCCUCUCCAGUUGCUGCCUCUUCAAGAUUGCUCCGCCGCCACCCUGGAGCACCUUUACCGCAGUCAACUCCAGCCUUGGCCAUCUGACUCGUUGGUUUUCCUUCAUCGCGAGGCGCCGUACGUGGAGGCCCUAAGCGACUUCUGUCUCUCUUGGCGAGACGCUCAUCUCUCCCGCUUCCAUGUCGACGAAAGUCUCGGCCCCAGGGCGAUGCGGAACUCGCGGGGCGAAGCCCAAAUAGUCUGUCUCCGUCUGACAACGGAGGGGACACUCGUGACAGAAGAUGGAAUUGUUUUGGCUUCUACGGUCGACGCAGAGACCCUCCGCGAGCACGCGCUUCGGCCUCGUAACCUCGUCAGGUGUGCGGUCGCCGGCAUCGUCUUGUCUGCGGAGAACGGCGUGGACGGAGGAACGGGGAGUCGAGCAGAAGGCGUCCGAGUGCUCGCGCGGGUGCGCCCGCACGUGCGGCUGCAGGCCGACUCUUUCGCCCGCAUUGUUGACCAGUUUCUGAAGAAGAGGCGCGAAAACGAGAGCGGCGGAGACACCGUGGAAGCGGCGCAAGAGCCGGGUGUCUCUCCGCGCCGGCUGUCUCCGUUCGAGAGCCUCCUAGCUCUUCUUUUUCCCUCGACGCCUGGCGCGCUGCGCCUCUCCACAUGUCCAGUCGAGGCGUGCGUGGCGCAGAGCGAGGACCCGCGAGACGCCCGAGAAUGCAGAGAACGGUGA